AUGUGGAGCACCAGAGACAUGAGGAACUGCAUUGAAUUCUUGGCAACAGAUCAUGGUGACGAUGCACACGACUAUGAUGACGACGCAUCCGAUCAUGGUGACGACGCAUGCGACCAUGGUGACGACGCAUCCGACUAUCGUGUGAUUACUGCAAACAAAUAG
Lindgomyces ingoldianus is the source of this 162-nucleotide messenger RNA. RefSeq lists its product as uncharacterized. NCBI's taxonomy places the organism in Eukaryota, Fungi, Ascomycota, Dothideomycetes, Pleosporales, Lindgomycetaceae. The transcript has 2 exons. The coding region runs from base 1 to 162 and encodes 53 amino acids. The record is from RefSeq and is a predicted model, not a curated record.